AUGAUCGGAGCUACCAGGCGCUGGUUUCGCCGCAAUCGCAAGGGUCUCGCGAUUGGAGCCGGCAUUGUCGGCGUUGGGUACUUCGCAGGACAGUAUGUGCUGUCCAAAAUAUCAGAGGCGCGCGAGCGGAUGACCAGCGACAGAAUUGCAAAGGAAAACCUCCGUCGACGCUUCGAACAAAACCAGGCCGACUGCACCUUUACCGUGCUCGCUCUUCUUCCAACAGCCACCGAGAAUAUCCUCGAAGCCCUUCCAGUCGAGGAGCUGACCCAAGAACUACAAAAGAAACGCGCGGAGCGACUAGCCAGGCUCAGCGGGUCAGACGUGCUCACGUCCGAGCCCAGUUCGACCGCUCCCAGUGUCUCAGAAGAAGAUGGCAGGAGCCUUUCCAGCUUCCAGGCCGAUAGCUUCGUUCAUGCGAGUCAAUUAGCUGACUCGACGUUUUCCGAUGCACAACGCCCGAGACGCAGCAAGGCACAGCUGUGGAACGAUGUCAAAAUAUUCUCCAUAACGAGAUCGUUUGUCCUAAUAUAUACUUUGUCUCUGUUGACCCUCUUCACCCGAAUUCAGCUCAACCUUCUCGGUCGACGAAAUUAUCUUUCUAGCGUUCUAUCGCUCGCUAGCCCAUCCGAGAACGACUCAAGCAUCCGCCUAGAAGACAACGCCGAUGACUUAGGGCAGGCUUUUGGAAAUGAUUUUGAGACAAAUAGACGAUAUCUCACAUUCAGCUGGUGGUUAUUACAUCGGGGGUGGAAGGACUUGAUGGAAAGCGUUCGUGCCGGCGUGGAGGACGUGUUUGGGGCACUCAAUCCUCGGGAAGACAUUACACUCGACAGGCUUUCAGAAUUGAUCCUGGAUGUUCGAAAACGCGUGGAGGGAGCCACAGAGGAAGACCGAAGGGCUAAACAGUGGCUCCCAUAUCUACUUCCUCCAAAGGAGGAGGAAGACACAGUAUUACAAGAAUCAGGGGUUCUCAGCUCCGAGGCACCAUCCUCAUCCCAGACAACAGCCAGUCUGAGACAAUUAUUAGACGAAACAUCCGAUCUUGUCGAGUCACCCUCUUUCACCCGAAUCUUGACUUCGUUAAACAAUGAAGGCUUUGCAAAGCUGAUUGAGCAGAAAUGCGCCAACACCCUCUUCAAUAAGCCCCCAUCAUCCGAACCAGCACCCACGACCACAUUCUCUUCAUCUGCUACAAUAGUUCCUUCCUCUUUACCCUCAUCGCCCAAGGCCAAGCUCGCAACAAUCCUAGCCCUAAUCACGCGCGAAGCUCAUAAUAUCGGCAAUGGCUCAAACCCACCAAAUGAAUACCUUACAGCCAUGGAGCGAGGGGUGCAAGAGCUCGAAGCCUUUGCAGCAGUGAUUUACAGUUCUAAUUUUCAUCUUGGACUGCUACAAUCGGAGAAUAAUGCUACUGCUUCCUCAGAGUUUGCGGAAGAAGCCCAAUCAGCACCACAUAUUUCGGGAGAGACCACUAUAGAGAAUAAUGUCACAGACGCCGUUGAAACUGAGAAAUCAGUAACAGCCGAUGACUUUUUUCAGCCGAGUGAAGAGAAGGAAGCAUCUGCAGCGGUCGAUGAUGACCAUGCAUUCGAGAAAGUCUGGGGCAAAGCCGUUGAGCGUUCUGGCUCUGGUUCUGGUCCCAGUUCUGGAGAAGAGGCAUAA
Talaromyces atroroseus is the source of this 1665-nucleotide messenger RNA. RefSeq lists its product as hypothetical. Gene Ontology annotation, cellular component: peroxisomal membrane. Lineage: Eukaryota; Fungi; Ascomycota; Eurotiomycetes; Eurotiales; Trichocomaceae. The transcript is spliced from 4 exons. Gene Ontology annotation, molecular function: protein-macromolecule adaptor activity. The coding region runs from base 1 to 1665 and encodes 554 amino acids. The record is from RefSeq and is a predicted model, not a curated record. Gene Ontology annotation, biological process: protein import into peroxisome membrane.